Messenger RNA from Spirodela intermedia, 1429 nucleotides. The record is from the annotation of a GenBank genome assembly. NCBI's taxonomy places the organism in Eukaryota, Viridiplantae, Streptophyta, Magnoliopsida, Alismatales, Araceae.
AUGGCGAAGUCUUUGAGGUCGAAGAUGCAGAGGCGGCUGAGGACGCUGCGGCGUGAUCUCGCACAGCCCUUCUACGACAAGAAGGAGACGUCCAAACUCGCCGCUCAACAGGCUGCCCUUGCCGCGCCGAAAUUGCCCGUCCGCGUUCCCAAAAAGGGCGAAGAUGAGGGGGUUGGGAUGGGCUCCGAGGUUGUUGCUUCCCCGGCCACGGCUUCUACGAACACAAUGGGUAAGCUGGAGUCUCUUUUCCUGGAUUCUCGUCCCGUCGUUGUGGAGCGUGUCGUCUCUUUUUUCUUGUGGUAAUUUCUGGUUGCGGUGAGUACGUCUGUUCGCGUGGGUUUAUUCGAUUACCAGCGAGGAUUUAAGGGUUCCGCAUAUUCUCUCUGCUCUUUAGUAGAUGCAUGGACCUUCACCGUCCGACGACAUGUGGUUAGCGCGUAAUAUAUCCCUUUUUAAAUCCUUUAAUUUCGAGCCGUCUAGUUGCAGAAACUCUGAUCUGUCGGUUGUAGGGUAAAUUACUGAAAACUCGAACCAUAUCUUCGUUUCAUGACUCUAUCUCAUUCUAACGUGUGUGAUGAAUUAUUUGGGUUGGAUAUGAUUCAGUGUAAUUUUUUUUUAACAGGAUGAGAGAAAUUCCAGUCCUCCUGGAUUCGAUCCGUUUUCUUUUUAGAUACUGAUUGUAUCCAUAUGAUUCUUAUUUCGCACCCGACCAAUAAUGCUGCCGCCUAGUGAUCAUUUACAAAGUGUCUCAAUUGUCGUGAAAGGGAUAUUGAUUAUAAUAACCCUAUGAACCUUUUCUGAAGCAUGCUCCGGUUAACUGUGCUAUAGAGUGUCCAUUAACUCCAGAGCAUCUCAACUUUCUUGACGAGAUAUUCAUUGUAUCUAUCUGAGUUUUGAUUUUUAAAACCUACGCCAUUAAUCACUCAAAAAGAGUGAUCAGUAACAGAGUAUCUCAAUUUUCUGAUGGAGAUAUUGAUUAAAAAGUUGCGCCGAUAGUCAUGCCACAGGUAGUCCAUCAACAAAGCGUCCCAACUUUCUCCAAGAGGUUUUCGUUAUGACUGUAUAGCUUUUUUUUUUUUUGAAAACCUGCGCCAAUAAUCAUCCUGCAGAGUAGUCAUUGACAAAAUACGUUGACGAGCAUGUCUUCAGAAUUGGGUUGAUGCGCAAAGAAAAUCAUUAGUAUUAUGGUUUUUAUUAUUGCUAUUAUAAUCACUUUUUUAGCAUGUUUUCGUUAGUCUCUCCAUAAUAUGGUCCCAUUCUCAUUGAAGAGUUCCUGUUUCUGUUUUGAGCAGAUGUUGAGAUGGCUGAUGCGGGUAGUUCCAAGACGAGGAUGUUCUUGAAGCCUGGGGGAGGCGUAGGGAAGAAGUCAAAGAAGAAGCAAAAGGGGAAGCGAGGGAAGGGGAAGUACAAGAGGAAUCAUCAGUAUUAA